Beta vulgaris subsp. vulgaris (sugar beet) is the source of this 715-nucleotide messenger RNA. RefSeq lists its product as hypothetical. Gene Ontology annotation, biological process: NAD(P)H dehydrogenase complex assembly. Lineage: Eukaryota; Viridiplantae; Streptophyta; Magnoliopsida; Caryophyllales; Amaranthaceae. Gene Ontology annotation, cellular component: chloroplast. The coding region runs from base 45 to 695 and encodes 216 amino acids. The transcript has 4 exons. The record is from RefSeq and is a predicted model, not a curated record.
AAUGGACCAACCAUUUUGUAGGCGCCAAAGGAAGGAGGGAACUCAUGGUUGCCACCACAACCCCCACAAGUCCCCUGCCUCCAUCUUCAUCUUCCAUUAUUAUUAAACAAACUCCUUCAUCAAACCUUAAUUCUUGCUGCAAAUUACUAUGCAUAUCCACCACUUCCCCGUUUUGUUCCCCUUCUAAAUUUAUCUCCAACUUUCCCAACGAUAGAAAAAGCACACAACACCAAUUUACACCCAAAGUUGCAUUUAAUCCACAAGGCAACUAUGACCUCUCCCUCCUUGAUGAUGAUAAUGACCUCCAAGGUUCAACUAAAGCUCCGGAGCCAUUACCCCCAAAAGAAGGGCGAUUUGAGGUUGUCAUAAACAAUGAUGCCAUUCGAUGUCUUGAUUUAUCCCCUUUCCAAUCUGCCACUGCCAUUUCUUCAUUUUCCUUGGUUGAUCUGGAGGAGUAUAUGGAACGUAGCAUUGGAUUCACAAUCAAUUACAAAAGAGAGGACCCGUAUGACCAUCGUGAACUUUCUGAAUUACCUGAUGUAAGACUAUGGUUUGUGAGGCUUGAUGCUAUGUAUCCCUGGCUUCCCGUUUUGCUGGACUGGCGUGCUGGAGAACUUGCUCGUUAUGCUGCCAUGCUUGUUCCUCACCAGUUGAGGUGCCUAUGCUAUUCGACCCUUCUUGCAGCUAACUCGUGACUUCAUCCCCAAUUUUGGCA